Arabidopsis arenosa is the source of this 398-nucleotide messenger RNA. NCBI's taxonomy places the organism in Eukaryota, Viridiplantae, Streptophyta, Magnoliopsida, Brassicales, Brassicaceae. The record is from the annotation of a GenBank genome assembly.
GCAUGGUAUAGCUAGUUCACCUAUAAAACAUUUAGAGUGAUAAAGAAAAGAAGAGAUGGAAGGUGGUUGGUUUCCCAUUAAAGACAUAGAUGAUCCUUCUGUUGAUGACAUCGCCAAGUUCGCCAUCACAAGGAACAACAAAGAGAACAACUCGGCACUCAAGUUACAAACUGUUGUUUCCGGCGAAUCUCAGGUGGUAUGUGGCAUUAUUUUUCGGUUAAUUAUUGAUGUCAGUGAAGGAGACGACGGAGAUAUCAAGACCUACGAGGCGGAGGUAUACCAGCCGCCCUGGCGUGAUAAUCCCCUGGUUCUUAACUAUUUUAAACUCAUCAAUUAAGCAAUGUUGGCUCUCACAGUUUCCUUAACCAAUUGUACCAAAAUACAUUAUUUGUGAAUUC